ACAAAUGACAAGUCACGGCAUUGAAUCACAAUAAAUUAAAACUGAAUCUUUGUCUUUACAAAUUGCACACAAAUGCAAAUUCAAUUGCAAUUCUUUUAACCGGUCUUUCUUUAUAAAAUUUAGAAGUAAUAUUUCUUUGCAGAGCCAAAUAACGAUGGCUACAGAUCCAUUAUUUGGUUGGGAUUUAACUUUUAAGACUGUAGAAAAAGAUGUCAAACGCAAAUCUGAUAUUCUUAUAGCUUUUAUUCAUUGGAAUAUGACUAAAAGAGGUUUUAGAAGUAUUGGAAUAGGAGAUGAGAGAACACUAACUGGUGAAGAAGAGAAAUCAGAACUUCUUCCAAGUGGUUGGAAUGAUAAGGAAAUCUAUACUUUAAGAUAUGUUUUGGAAGACAAACUGUAUAUUCUGCAUGGAAUCAACACUGAUGACAAUCUCGUCAUCAACCUUUUGGUAUGCUGUCAGAGAACAGAAGAUAUAUUUGUGUCAAAUGUGGCAUUCAAAGUUUACGAUUCUAUAAAGGCAAUGCAUGGCAGUAUUGAUAAAUUGAUUCCAAACCACAAGGAUCUUAUGUACACCAUAAGGAGAGAUCUGAUUGACACAGUCACUCAGAGACCUACAACAACUGUGCAAACACAAACCACAAGAGAUAAUACAAAUGACAGAAGACUUGAGAAUGAUCCAUUGAGAGUUCCUCCUCGACCCUUGCCAUGUGUGAAUCCAGAUAAUCAUGACUUGUGGGAAUUACCUUCUGCCCAACUCCCUAAUGUGGGCAGAUCAGAUCUGGAUCCCUUUGCGCCUGGCGCUGGUGGUAUGAUCUUCAAUCCAUUCGGACCGCGAAGAGAUGUUGAAAAUCCUGGAUUAGGUAUCCCUGGAGGGCUCCCAAGAGGCGCAGUACCGCCAGGGGCUCGUUUCGACCCGUUCGGCCCGCCAGGUGCAGGUCCUAUGCCAGGUCGCCGACCGCCGCCCGACGCUGAUCAUUUCCCCCCGCCUGGCUUCAAUGACCAUAUGUUCAUGUAAAAAUCUCUUUUAUACCACGUUCCAAAGUAUGAGGAACAAAUAUAAC
Papilio machaon (common yellow swallowtail) is the source of this 1061-nucleotide messenger RNA. RefSeq names its product proteasome inhibitor PI31 subunit (gene PI31). The transcript is spliced from 8 exons. Lineage: Eukaryota; Metazoa; Arthropoda; Insecta; Lepidoptera; Papilionidae. The record is from RefSeq and is a predicted model, not a curated record. Gene Ontology annotation, molecular function: endopeptidase inhibitor activity; proteasome binding. Bases 155 to 1015 code for a protein of 286 amino acids. Gene Ontology annotation, biological process: proteasome-mediated ubiquitin-dependent protein catabolic process.